AAGAACAAUAAAGACGACUGCUUCGCACGAGCCGAGCGCAUCGAUGCCGCGCGCUACGUUUCGCCUGUGAUUGAAGUGUCGCUGCUGGAUAAAUAAAUUCAUCAUCGCUGCGGUGUGACAAGGUGAAUCCAUGCCGGGUGUACUCGAAGGUUUCCCGGCAGGAGGAGAGAUGUGACGGUGUGUCCGGGCGGUCUGCUCUCCGGCGCGUUAUUGCUUCGGACAUCCUGUCCAAAACCAGACUUGCACCCCCCCCUCGUCUUACCCCAGAGACCUUCACGUAAGUAAGUAAUAAUGGAAGACAAACGCAAGAAGCGCAGCCCAAAGGUGUCUCUCCCCCAACCUCCUCCUCCACCCAUCAACCCCCGCAAACUCUCCGUCCUGCCUGCCAGCAAAAGUGCUACCUUCUCCCUCGGACUGCCGCAGCCUCCCUCCCCCAAGAACAGAGGCAAGUAUAAGAGGUCGAUAGGAGCGCCAGGACAGCCCAAAGAGGUGUUCGCAGCCGUCGUAGCUCCACCAAAGACCACCAGACCCCACAAAGAGAAACCCAGGGCCCCCCAGCCAGCAGGGCCCAGUAAAGUAGUCCAGUCUUCCCCCCUGCAGCACUCGUUUCUCACAGACGUCUCGGACGUGAGAGAGAUGGAGGGAGGCCUCCUCAACCUCCUCAACGACUUCCACUCAGGCAAACUACAGGCUUUCGGUAAGGUGUGCUCCUUCGAGCAGCUGGAACAUGUGCGUGAGAUGCAGGAGAAGCUGGCCCGACUCCACUUCAGCCUAGACAGCCACGUGGAGGAGCUUUCAGAGGACCAGAGGAAGUGUGCCUCCGACCACAACCUGGAGCACUUGCUCUGUAAUCUGGAGGAGCUCAGCACCUCCAUACAAAAGCUUCAUUUGGCUGAGAACCAGGACCUGCCCAAGACAUCUGGUCCCUGACAAAGUGAGGUGCUGAGGACGGCGACCGCACACUCAUCUUCUCCCAACAUCUAACCAGUCCAGGUUGCCAUGGCAUUGAUCCAGCUGCCUUAGUAACAGAAUGGAAAGAUCCACAGGAGGAGGGGCGGAUUUUUUUAUUUUUUUUUUCCAUUGGCUCUGUGAAGCCGAGGGAACAAUACAGUGACUCAAAGCAGCAGAGCAUUAAAUGAACACUCAACCAAAAUCAUAAACCCCUCAUUCACGGCACAAGAAAUGAUCCGAGGGUUUACCGAACAGUUACGCGUUGUUUUAAAGUCAGUCAGCAUGUUCCUGGCAUCAGCUAACUAGUCUCCAGUUAUUUAUUACAUCACUUGGAAACAAAUAACUGAAUCCAGGUGUAAAUAUCUGUGUUUUCCACCACAAAAAGCACAUCCGAAUCAUUUCAUAUUAGGUCUUGCCUUUUGCAUCAUUUCUAAAUAUAUUUGUCUGUUAGCAAACGUAAGAAAUUUGAGCCAUACUUGAGUAGCAAACAUAUUUGGCCCUUGUUGACGAUGACACUGUGGUUAGUGCAGAACUUUAAAGGGAGUUUCCACUUUUGCUAUUAUCCUGAAUACACUCCCUCGGAUUUUAUAUCUUUGCUUUUAAGGUUUAAUACUGGAAAAGAGAGUGGAUUUGAUAAAAGCAGAGUGAUCCUUUGUUAUAACUGUGUAUUUUAAAAGGGACUAUGUGAGGAGACCUUAUUGUAUGUUUGAUUAACUCAACAUAUAUAAAUGUUUAUGUUUUUGCCAAUGUGCAGCCCAGCUACUGUAUCUGCUGACACUGAUGGUCUAAAAUAACUUGAAUUGGGAGUAUGUUGUCAGUGCUUUGCCUUUAGGCUUUGUUUUUGUGAAUGAUGACCUGUAGCAGCAUCCCUCCAAGCACAAGCUACUCCACCCUGCCACUGAAAUGCUGUAAAAUCACCUUACUGUAACAUGGAGGUCAACAUGGAGGACCUCUGUCCAGUCUGACGUUCAUUUGUCUCCCAUUGCACUGUGUUGGACAGCACAUUUACUGAGUAAUGCAGCUGGCAUAAAUUUCUGUACAGUAAAAUUUCAAAACGGCAGCUACUUUCAUAGUUCAAAGGUUCAGGGCUGAGAUUAUGAUUUGCGUUGGCAGCGAUGCACCUUGGCCAUAAUACUUAAUCCAAUUAAAGCCAAUUGAAGGGAUAUUAGUGAUCAAUCUGAAGCAUCAGAGCAUGAUGUAUUGGAAAGGCUUUUUUACUGCUUGCUGAGCCUACCUCUUUUCUACGGCAUACAUGUCUCAUUCUGGUUACCAUCACAGUGGGGCUGCAAAACUAACCGUUUUUACCAUCAUCAUUAAUCUGAUUUCCUCAAUUAAUUAUUCAUAUAUUUAUGGUUUGAUCUAAUAAACAUCAGACAAUAUUUAAAAAAUGUUUAUCAGUUUCCCCAGAGUUCAAAGUGAUGUAAAUGUUUUGUUCUAUCCGAACCCAAAGAUAUUCAGUCUACAAUGACAGAAAACAAAAAAAAUCUGAUGCUGUAUCUAGUGUGAGAUGCCCGAUAAGACCCCGAUUUUAAAUAACUGAUUGAUCAUCAAAAUAGUUGAUCAGUCUUGUCGUUUGAUUGUCGCAGCUCUACUUCACAGUCGGCUAGUUUCUGUUAUUUUACAUAUUAAGAGGGGCAAUUUACCAGAAGACUGGUUAGCAUUAGUUUUACAUGUGAAAUAGUCAACAUGACAGAAAACUUCAUUUCAAGAAUCUCAUGUGUAUGCAGGAACUGUAUCCGUUAAUAAAAGAUAAAUUAAAUUACUUAUUGCAUUUAUCGUGUGUUUCUUGAUUAGAAUUUCACCUUUUAUUUUGAAAGCAGCAAAAUGUUACUGUCACAGUUUAGACAUUAAUAGCAGUGCUCAAUUCCCUUUUACCCCACUUCCAAUCCCAAUCUGAAUGAGGCACCUGGAAGUUAAGUUUUACAGAAAUAAAACACUUUAUUUAUAUAUAUCAAUCUGUCUUUGCUCUUGUUCACAAACAAGUUCAAUAUAAUUUAACAAUAUAUGAGUUAAAAGGCUACUUGAAGACUGGCACUAUACUCAGACACAAUCAGAUCUGGGCCUUCACUGUUUCUCAGGCAACUGCUGGAGUAAAGCUGAACUCCUCUUUCCUUUUCACGCUGUCCUCAUCCGGGAGAAUUGGUGCAAACCCGACAUUGAUCUAGGCAUCAGUGUACAUAUAUAUCUCCUUUACAAAAAUAUACACAAUUUUGAUCCUGCCAGUAAAUUUUGGUCAUGCAAAAAAGAGGGAAAAAAAAGACAGACGAUACCAACUCAGCACAUCAUUAACAGGACUUUUUAAACCGUUACACAAUAGAUAAAUUAUAAACUGUACCAUCAUACAGCAUACCAUUACAGAUUAAGCUAAUACUGUGCAAAUACACAUUUGAGCUGUACAAAAGUAUUUUGUACUAUUCUUGUUAAUCUCAAUUCACAACUUUUCAAAACAACUACAGACAUUUUUAAAAAUAUCACAAUACAUUUGAUGAAACAGCAAAAAUAUACACCUUUCAGAUCCCUGUACUCCUCCUCCUCCUUCUCGUCUUCUUUUUGUGCAUUUCAGUUUUACAUUCUGUAAUAGUGUCUCUGAUUUGUCUACAGUACAUGUUUAGAUGAAAAAAAAAAAAA
Molecule: messenger RNA, 3579 nt
Organism: Larimichthys crocea (large yellow croaker)
Lineage: Eukaryota; Metazoa; Chordata; Actinopteri; Sciaenidae
Gene: ccdc28b
Product: coiled-coil domain containing 28B
Exons: 6
Coding region: 292-930 (212 amino acids)
Source: RefSeq, a predicted model, not a curated record